CCCGGGUAAAGUCCCCGCAGAGCCCGAGCAGCGGCCCAGCGCACAGAGGAAGCUUGAGAAGCGGCACGUCCCACCGGACAUUUCCCUCUCGCUGCUCCCCGCCGCUGCCACCGCCUCCUGAGCCGAGCAAGACAUGAGCCAGGCCCGCUGGACCGGGAAGAGAACAGACAUGCUUCCGGAGAUCGCCGCCGCCGUGGGCUUCCUCUCCAGCCUCCUGAGGACCCGGGGCUGCGUGAGCGAGCAGAGACUAAAGGUUUUCAGCGGCGCUCUCCAGGAGGCACUAACAGAGCACUACAAACACCACUGGUUUCCUGAGAAGCCGUCCAAGGGCUCCGGCUACCGCUGCAUCCGAAUCAACCACAAGAUGGAUCCCAUCAUCAGCAAGGUGGCCAGCCAGAUCGGACUCAGCCAGCCCCAGCUGCACCAGCUGCUGCCCAGUGAGCUGACCCUGUGGGUGGACCCCUACGAGGUGUCCUACCGCAUUGGGGAGGAUGGCUCCAUCUGCGUCUUGUACGAGGAGGCCCCGGUGGCAGCCUCCUAUGGGCUCCUCACCUGCAAGAACCAAAUGAUGCUGGGCCGGAGCAGCCCCUCGAAGAACUACGUGAUGGCGGUCUCCAGUUAGAUCCCCCGCCAGCCCCACCAGGCACUCUACUGUACUCAUUCUGUCGUGACAACAGGCCGCUGCAUACCUCAACCUGGGGAACUGUAUUUUAAAUGAAGAGCUAUUUAUAUAUAUAUACAUAUAUAUAUUAUUUUUUUUUAAGAAAAGGGGAGAAAAAAAAA
Messenger RNA from Herpailurus yagouaroundi (jaguarundi), 783 nucleotides. It is a transcript of the gene BTG2, whose product is annotated as BTG anti-proliferation factor 2. The transcript has 2 exons. The coding region runs from base 134 to 622 and encodes 162 amino acids. Gene Ontology annotation, biological process: negative regulation of cell population proliferation. Lineage: Eukaryota; Metazoa; Chordata; Mammalia; Carnivora; Felidae. The record is from RefSeq and is a predicted model, not a curated record. Gene Ontology annotation, cellular component: nucleus; cytoplasm.